CAACCAUCGAUUAACCUACUACUAUAUAAACACCUACAACAUGCCUAAGCUUUCUCACAUUUACUCACAACUACAUUCGCAAUCAAAAAAAAAAUGUCUACCGCAAUGAAAGUGACCCCUUUGAAAGAUGUGAAACCUUACAAGAGUGGCUGGAAAGUGCAUGUGAAGGUUCUGCACUCUUGGAAGCAGUACAACCCAGUGCACGGGGACACCCUCGAGAUGGUGCUAUCCGAUGAAGCUGGAUGUAAAAUACAUGCCUCUUGCAAGAGAACUUACAUGGAGAGUAAAGGCCGCCUGCUUCCUGUUGGAGCAUGGAGGCACAUCCAGAAUUUCACCCUCAGUCCUUCAACUGGCAUGUACCGAGCAACCGAUCAUCCCUUCAAAAUGAGCAUCAUUCAGAAUACGGCAAUCACAAGGUCUCCUCUUAACAACGAAGACAUGUUUCUGAGCUUGGUGGACUUCCAGACUGUUUUGGGUGGAUCACUCAAAACAUGUUUACUCAUUGAUGUGAUUGGUCAAGUUGUGGACUUGGGAGAUCUUGAAACUAUUCAAGUCUCAGGCAAACCAAGGAUGAAAGUGGAGUUUACCCUUCGCGACAUGAAUGAUGCUCGUGUUCCCUGCUGUCUGUGGGGUAAAUUUGCGGAGAUCCUCUACGAGGGGUGUAGUAAAGACGAAGACGGGAAGCCUAUUUGUCUAAUAAGGUUUGCAAAGAUCGGGAGAUUUAGAGGUGAACUCCAAAUCACCAAUGCUUUUGAGGCAUCACUGCUCUUGAUUAAUCCUGACAUAGCAGAAACUGAGGCUUUCAAACAAAUGUUUGUUGAUGAGGUUAAACCCCUCGCCAUUUGUGAGGGUCGUGAUGAAAUACUUGAUUUGGAAGAGGUGAAAAGUAUCCAAGACAAGCGUGACAAAUGGAUGCUCUUUCCUAAGAGAACCAUCCAUGGACUUCUUGAAUCCACUCAGGUGGAGAAGUGCUUGGUCGAGUGCAAAGUCUAUGCUAUUGACUCGGAUUGGGGCUGGUAUUACUUUGGUUGCUGCACAUGCAACAAAAAGGUAGUGAAAGUGGGAACUUUAGUUAAGACAAUUCAUGGAAAGGAGGUCACUACACAUCUCUGGUGGUGUGAGGUGUGCAAAGAGAAUGUUUCAAGUGUGUCACCAAGGUUCAAGCUCCAUUUGAUUGUGGUGGAUGACACAGGAGAAACAAAACUGAUGUUACUUGACCAAAUUGCCAAGGGAAUGAUCGUCGAAUCGGCUGCAACUCUCUUGAAUGGAUCAUUUGAUGAGCUUGAGGAUCCUACAGAUUUGCCUGACGCCAUCGUUGCUAUUGUUGGAAAGACUUUCACAUUUGGAAUUUCUGUGGAAAAGGAACAUGUUCUGUAUGGAUCUGAAAUCUACAAGGUUGGUAAAAUCUACCGUGAAAGCCAAAUUGUUUUCAAUGAGUCAGCCAAUGUUGAGAGUUCUGAGUCUGAUCAAGAUCUAGCUCUUACAAGUGGAGAAGAGAACUCUGUCAAUCUCCUUGACAAUGAAGAGCACAUUGAUUUGUCCACACCAUCCACCACACCAUCCACGAAGAGAAAGGGAGCAUGGUCAGACCCACCACGCGAUAUCACUUCGACUUCAAAGAACCUUCGCUCAAAAACUAUCAAGGUGGAGAAGAUGAGUGAUUUGGAGGCUGAAGCAGGCAAGAAGACCUAAAUCUGCGAGCAUGAAGUUUCUUUUUUUUUUUUUGGUUUUAUUUGUUUUCUUAGUUCUGAAGCACGUUCAUGUUUUGGUUUUUUUUUUAUAAUUGUUUGGUUUUCGUUUUUUAUUUUUGGUUAUGUUUUUGGUUAAACUUAUUAUAAUAAAGUAUGCUUCAGAAAAUUUCUUUCCCUUUUUUCCUUUAAUUUUUAAAUUGCUAUAUUUAUUAAAAAGCUUUGCUUGGUGUGUAAUCUACUAUUUACUCUAAAAUUGCAUAACUAUAGACUAAAAUUUGUUAACUCUUUUGAUUGUUCACAUUCAUAAAUCUAUGUAUAUCAACUGUGUUCCCUAACUACCAAUCAGUUUCAUACCUUUACGUAAUUAGAUAUGGUUUUAAGAAUG
This is a messenger RNA of Brassica napus (rape), 2076 nucleotides long. Its product is annotated as replication protein A 70 kDa DNA-binding subunit D-like. The record is from RefSeq and is a predicted model, not a curated record. Lineage: Eukaryota; Viridiplantae; Streptophyta; Magnoliopsida; Brassicales; Brassicaceae. Gene Ontology annotation, biological process: DNA repair; DNA recombination; DNA replication. The transcript is spliced from 10 exons. Gene Ontology annotation, molecular function: DNA binding. Gene Ontology annotation, cellular component: nucleus. The coding region runs from base 94 to 1692 and encodes 532 amino acids.